AUGAUUGAGGACCACGCGGAGUACGGGCACUACUACCCCAAGAAAUUGGCAAGCUCCGUAUUGACGCUUCCUCGACAGGGGGCAAAGGAACACCAAUGGUCCCCGUACGCCGACAAUGGCGGGACAAUUGCAGCCAUUGCCGGAAGCAAUUAUGUUAUUCUUGGGGGUGACACAAGGCUGAAUGGUGAUUUUUGCAUCCACACCCGGAAUGACCCCUCAAAACUCUUUCAACUGACUGAUCGUGUUUUUCUUGCAUCAACGGGCAUGCAGGCAGACCGACUUCAACUGCAGCAGAUGCUAAAGUAUCGGAUCCAGUGGUAUCAGUACAACAAUGGUGGAAAGGUCCCAUCCAUAAAGGCUAUUGCGAAGCUUACUUCUACAAUGUUGUACCAGCGUCGUUUUUUCCCAUAUUAUACGUUCAACAUGAUCGUCGGCCUCAAUGAGAAGGGUGAAGGCGUCUGCUACAGCUAUGAUCCCGUCGGCUCCACGGAACCUUUUCGCUAUGGCACUUGUGGUUCUGCCAGCAGCUUUGUGGAGCCGCUUAUGGACUGUCUGCUUACACGGCAACAUAUGGUGCAACAGGCCCCAGCGGACCUAAGCUUGACGGAAGUACUCGAGAUGCUUAAAAACGCCUUCACAGGUGCGGCAGAACGGGAUAUCUUCACCGGGGACGCUGUGCGUUUUUAUAUCAUCACGUCGGAGGGAGUGAGGACUGAAUUAUUUGAGCUUCGCAAGGACUGA
Messenger RNA from Trypanosoma theileri, 741 nucleotides. Its product is annotated as putative proteasome beta 6 subunit, putative,20S proteasome beta 6 subunit. The coding region runs from base 1 to 741 and encodes 246 amino acids. NCBI's taxonomy places the organism in Eukaryota, Euglenozoa, Kinetoplastea, Trypanosomatida, Trypanosomatidae. The record is from RefSeq and is a predicted model, not a curated record. Gene Ontology annotation, cellular component: proteasome core complex. The transcript has a single exon.